AUGACUGAAGCUGGAGCAGCCGGACGGAAGAUUAAAUUUGGACGUUUUGAGGUGUCAAAGCAGGUCUUCCUCACAACACCACACUCCUUCGCCCUGGUGAAUCUCAAGCCUCUUAUCCCAGGUCAUGUCCUCGUCUGUCCACACAACCCGCACAAACGCCUCACGGACCUAACGCCGACUGAGACGGCGGACCUCUUCACGACGGUGCAGCUCACGCAGCGCCUCCUCGCGCGCGCCUACUUCCGCACCCCCGAGCCUGAAGCCGGCAGCUUCUCGGUGGCGGUGCAGGACGGCGCGGACGCAGGCCAGACGGUGCCGCAUGUGCAUGUGCAUAUCGUCCCCCGAACGGCGGGGGAUAUGGGAAGCCCAGACGCCGUGUAUGUCAAGCUUGCGGCCGAGGAGGGGAAUGUGGGCGGCGCGCUGUGGGAUAGGGAGGUUGGUGCUCGGCCGCAGCCGGGUGGAGGUUUGACGAGGGUAGACGAUGAGGAUCGGAAGCCUAGGAGUGAGGAGGCGAUGGCGGAGGAGGCGGAACGGUAUAAAGCUAUUCUGAAGGAGAUGGGUGUUGAAUAA
Messenger RNA from Fusarium sp. VM40, 570 nucleotides. The record is from the annotation of a GenBank genome assembly. NCBI's taxonomy places the organism in Eukaryota, Fungi, Ascomycota, Sordariomycetes, Hypocreales, Nectriaceae.